GUCAAACACUCGGCAGAUUAAAGCAAAAGCGAUUCGACCAAUCAAAUUUUUUGUAUACAAAUAUGGAGUCUGCGAGAUAAAAGACAGCACAUUUUUCGAAUGUAAAAUCGUUUAAGAAUCAGUCCGGUUUUAAUCCAUUUCAACAGAACUGAUUCGAAUCACGCAUCUCAACAAUGAAGAGCUGUAUACAGGUUCAGACAGCAAAGUAACAAACUGGAGAGUUGGUGCAUGAGUUGAAAUGUCAAGAGCUGUGAUCCCACCAAUGUCAAUAUCAAUGGAGGGGCCCUCAUCGCAACAGACUCUGGAGGUUCUAGAGAAACGCUUAGAGGCUGCAGAACAUGACACACAAGACUUGAUUGAAAAAUUGGGAACAAUGGGGUUUGGAAAAAAUACUCGACCAGCAGAAAGAGAUGUGAUGGAUCAAAGGGAAGUUAUUUCCCCUUACCAAGCUCAAAUAGUGGAUGUAGAUAUUCUAAAGGAUAAUUAUGAAACACUUGUGUCAAGAGUGUGUAAAACGGAGAGUGUAAUUCAGACCCUGAAAUUGAACAUGAUAAAUUUACAAGGUGACAGGGAUUUGAAAAUGAAAUGUUCAGAUGAAGAUUAUGAGCAAAAGUAUGAUAUGUUAAAAGAGACAUAUGAACAAGAAUUAGGAAAAAUGAGAAGAAAACUCAAUCAGGUGACAGAGGACUUAAAAACAGAACACGAGGCAAGACUAAAGGCCAAGGAAGAAAUAAAGCAACUGAAAACAGAACUGGAUAAUGCUACUGUUUCAAAAGAAACUAUUUGUGCUGCAACAGAUGAGUUGUCCUCGCAGAAAUCUAAAUUCCAAAAACGUAUUAAUGAAUUGCGAGAAGAAAUCGAGAGAGAGAGAAGUUUACGACAUAGUUUAGAAGAAUCUCAUAACACUUUAUUAGCCAGAAUAAGGGAAAUGGAAUCGAUUGUUGAGUCAGAGAGUAAAGAGGUAAAAACUUUGUCAAAUGACUGUGGCAAUUUGAGGAGUGAUGCAGUAAAAGUACGUGAAGAAUUGAGAUAUGAGAAAUCUCAGAGGGAAUUGUAUGAGUCACAGUUCACACAAACCAGUCAGGAGAAUGAACAACUCAGAAAGAACUAUGAAUCUGCCGAAUCUGACAGGAAGUUGUUGAUAACGGAGAUGCAACGGCUGAGAACUCAGUAUGAGGACCUGAUAAAGCAACUGGAACAGACCCAAGUCAUUGUGGACCAGCAAAAGUCCAAUAACACCAAGCUAGAACAAGAGAAUGAACAUCUUAACAAAAUCCUCAGUUCUGCCUCCGAGGAGAAGGAGCGAAUCAAGUCCAUGCAUGAACGUGAACUAGAGUUGAUGUGUGCCUUUGACAUAGUACAGGCAGAGAAAAAGAGAGUGAAUGAAAAACAAAAGUUUGAAGAGGAAGCACUGCAGAGUAAACUCAAAGUACAGGAACUUACGUCACAGAAUGAAACUCUCAAGAAAAAAUUGGCUCAUUCUGAAAAGGAGUUACAGAGUCUGAGCAAGAAGUAUGUUGCCAAGGAUGAGGAAUACAACAUGGCCUCAGAGGGGCUGGAGAAGGAACUGAGCGCACUCAAACACAAGUAUAGCCUGGUCAGCAAGGAGAAACUCAAACUCACCAAGGACAAAGAGAACCUGCUUGAAGAGGUCAGUCAGACAGUUGACACCAUGCAGGAAGAACACAGCAAACUGACCAAUGAAAUUCAUCAGCUAAAAUCUGAGCUGGAAUCACAGACCAAGAGGAGGAACGCCUUGGAGCAGGAAAAUGCUUCUCUGCUGGAGAGGGUGUCUCAGUUUGACCAGCAGAGGGAUUCCCAAAGCAGAGUGGAGAAGGUGAUGAAAGACAUGAUGGAGCAGAAGAAUAAGCUAGCAUACGACAAUGGUCGUCUACAGACGGAGGUACAGGAGCUCCGCGGUCAGGUGGACAUCCUCAAAAUCUCCAGCACUGACGCCGAGCAGCUCAGGGCCAAGAACAGCAGCCUACAGUCAAGAUAUGAUUUAGCUCAAAAGGAAAUCAGCGAUUUAAAGAUCAAUGUUCAGAGAAUGGAAAACCAGCUCCGCACUUCCCAGGGUUCCAUGGAAACCAGGGAACGAGACUACACAUUUGCCAUAACAACACGUGAUGAGGUGCUUAGAGAGAAAUCAGGAUUGAUGGAGAAACUGAAAGAAGUGGAAGAAAGGGAAAAGAAAAAGAUAACAGAGGCAGAAUUAGAGGUGAGCAGUCUCCAAAAAAAUUUGGAUGAUGCGAAGGCGGUCAACAAGGAGAUAGCUGCCACCCUGGAGGCAGUCAUGUCCUCUCAUUCCCAGCUACAGUCCGUGGUGGAGGGACUGCAGGUCGAUCUCGGGAAGAAGGACUCGCAGAUGGCUCACCUCAAGUCAGAAAAAAACAAGGAGCAGGAGGAAUGGAAGCGCGAGAUGAGGAAGUUCGAGGAGCGAAUGGAGGCCCUCCGAGGGGACCUGAAAAAGGAGCGAGAUAAAUCACAGCGCAAAAAUCUCAAAGACAUAGGCGAGAUUAAGAAACAGAAUGAUAACCUACAAACAAGGAAUAUGGAGUUGGUGAAGGCGAACACGGAUCUACGCCACAAGCAGUCUGACUCUGACAACCUGAUCCAAAACUUAAAGGACAAAGUGUCGGAGCAGAAGAAGAGGAUAGAGUAUCUGAACAGGUCAAAGAAAGACCUUGAAGAAAACUCAGAGAGGAUGAAGAUGAUGCGGGAGGAGAUUGAAGAAUUAGAGAAACUACGAGAUGAGUACAUUCACAGAAAUGCUGAACAAGGGGAGAUGAUCAAUUCAUUCAUGAUACAGAUUGGCUCGCUCCAAGACGAGCUUAAACAGCUUGCUCAGGCUCAGCUCAGAACAAAUGACCUUGUCAAGCAGAGAGACAAGGCUCUGGAGAAAGAAAAAAUGCUGAAGGAUGAGCUCAAGAAAAAAUACAAGAAUUCAUCUGAUGCAGACAAUGGACAACAUAAGCAUAAAUCUAAGGUAGUGGAUUCAAGACGCCAUCAAGAAGAAGUGGAGAAGAUGAGAAGAGAGACAGAGGAUCGGCUCCGAAGAGCUCAGAAUGAGUCAAUAGAGGUAUCAGGUCAUCUGCAGGAUGCGCAUGAAUGGUUCAAGUCAAAAUUUGAUAAGCUGCAACAGGAGAUACUAGACUCAAGAAAAACCCAGAAUGUAUUAGAAAGUGAGAACCAAGAGCAUAAGCGACAACUGGAGUCAGAGCGAUGGAGAGCCCACGCUGCUGCAGAGAAAGCCAGGGACAUGAUAAAGGCAUGUCAAAGUGAAAAGAAGCAGAAAAACGGGACCAGCAGACAGACAAUCAACCAGCUCGCUAACUAUGCAGAAAUAGCAGACACGGACACUAAACACCAACUGCUGAAACUUCAGGCCGAGCUGGAGCAGGAGAGAGACCACGCCAAGUACCUGGAAAUGAAGCACCAAAAAUAUAAGGAGGCUAGUGCAAGACAGCUGGAACAGCUUCUGACUGAGUUUCAUCACUAAUUUUUUUAAGAUCGCAAGUGUGCAGUUCUCUUCAGAUAUUUUCAUCAGAAGAGGUUGUACCCGUAGCAAACAAGUGGUGAACCCCGAAUACAGCAUUCCCCAGUGGUAUUGCCUCCAGACAAUCCCUCAAUUCACAAAAAGACAGGCUGGCCAAAAAAAAAAAAAAAAGCUUCAGGCAUCAGACAACAUAUCAGGAGUAACUGUUCUUUUGCAGCUAUUUUGUGUAAUGUAUGUUGGAGUGACUGCCAAGUGUUUUCUCUUUUCUAGUCUAGUAUCUCUGUGUCUAUGGAGCCUCAUUCGUCAGGGAACAUUCCUAUAUAAAACAUUCCAGUCUGUUAUAUUCCAUGAGUGACUACCAUGUAUCUGUGAUAAUCUAUGUGCAGCAAUAUUUAUACUUUUAUGUACUUUUUAAAAAAUAUCAUGUAUAUGUUUAUGUAAAAUAUAUAUGUAUUAAUAAACUAAUUAAUGCAAUA
Molecule: messenger RNA, 3972 nt
Organism: Magallana angulata
Lineage: Eukaryota; Metazoa; Mollusca; Bivalvia; Ostreida; Ostreidae
Product: coiled-coil domain-containing protein 150-like
Exons: 24
Coding region: 239-3499 (1086 amino acids)
Source: RefSeq, a predicted model, not a curated record